Messenger RNA from Salvelinus sp. IW2-2015, 1376 nucleotides. The record is from RefSeq and is a predicted model, not a curated record. NCBI's taxonomy places the organism in Eukaryota, Metazoa, Chordata, Actinopteri, Salmoniformes, Salmonidae.
AGAGAGGGUGGGGAGAAAGGAGAGCGACGAGUUUACACUUCUGCACCGUUUCCUCUCUCUUCAGUCUUUCUGUCGUUUUUGCAUGCGUUGUCUCUCUUCUCUUCUUCUCUCCCCAGUUUUUCUCAACCUGUUCAUCUCCAGAAUGGAUGGAAGGCUAGUACUUAUCAUCCUGGCCAUGUGUGUAAUGAAUGUUGUAACCAUUGAAAACAAGACAUCCACCUCCCAGCCUCUCACACCAUCCCACUCCACUCCUGCUACCUCCGGUCCCCCCGCUACCCCCACUACUUCCUGUGUGUGUAAUAUCUCCACUUCCUGUUCCUCUCCGACCAAGCCCGAGUCUCCGCCACCUGCMCUGGGUGUUGUCAAGGUCAACUGGGAAAUAAAGUCCUGUAAGGGGGACAUACACCUGUCUCUCCUCUUGUCCCAUUCCUUACCACUCUGCUAUAACAGUAUGGCCAAUCUUAGCCUUGAACUGGCAGAGUUGUGUGAGAYGAAMGGCUGCGAGGGCUCCGCAAAGUMGACUYAGARCCCUGCUAGCUCUGAGGGUUACCAGAUCGAUAGGGAUGGAAGGGUUACCAAUAACUCCUGUACAACACUGAGGWUCCAAUGCYAAGGUGAGUCCUGUAUGUUUGUGCGUCCUUUCUGUAUAUAUUCCUCUCAGUGACUGACAGUGGGUUUAAAUACCACACACGCAUACAAGUUCAUGAAUGUCUUUGUAAGUACACUUUUUAUAUAUUUUUGUAAAUGUUUUAUAAGGUGCUAUAAAACAAUAGCUUGGUUUCAAUGUUUAGGCUGUCUUGCCAAAUGAUCAUAUGAGUUGGUAAGACAGCAACAACAACAAAAAACAGAUCUGGGACCAGCCUAGUAAAGUCAUGGUUAAAUUUGAAUCUCAUCUCCUCUCCACUCCAGUCGUCCCAGAUCAGUUAGUGGGCUAUAAGGUGGUGACUGGACUGCUGUGUGUUCUGGUGCUGGUGGUGCUGAUGGUGCGUUUCGGGCAGCCCUCCUUCAAGGCCCUCCGUAAGAGARUGUCAGACAAGAGACAGAGUCGGUGGAUCGGACCUACGCAGAGCCAAAGUGUCUCCUACCAUAGAGGGAAGGCUGGACUCCAACUUAACGACAACACAGACAAGAGACACUCCUACCCUGGAUUGGAGAGGCUGACGGUGAACACCAGCCGAGAGCCGUCGUCUAACAGAAACAGUGAUUAUGACUCUUAUAACUUGUGAUCAUCAUCAUCAUCAGUCAUGUUCUCCAURCUCUAUGACAAAAUAAUGUACAUGUGUUUUUUAUAUUUUAUUAUAUUUUUUCAUGCUAAAUGUAAUAUGUUUUUAUGCACAUAAUAUCUUUUUGGGGGGGUUUCUGUUUGUAAUUCAAUC